Messenger RNA from Prosopis cineraria, 1604 nucleotides. Its product is annotated as argininosuccinate synthase, chloroplastic-like. Gene Ontology annotation, cellular component: cytoplasm. Gene Ontology annotation, biological process: urea cycle; L-arginine biosynthetic process. Gene Ontology annotation, molecular function: argininosuccinate synthase activity; ATP binding. Lineage: Eukaryota; Viridiplantae; Streptophyta; Magnoliopsida; Fabales; Fabaceae. The record is from RefSeq and is a predicted model, not a curated record. The coding region runs from base 176 to 1468 and encodes 430 amino acids. The transcript has 8 exons.
GUUUUCAUCGCUUCACUCUCCUGAACGCAAAGCAGUUUCUGCAAAGUUUGCUUAUAUUCAUCCUGUGCAUUUCUAGUUGCAAUCCAUUGAUACAAGGUACAGCCUCUCUGUGCACUUCAUUUUCUUUCUUUUUCCCAGCAAAAUUUUUAACGGGAAAAAAAGAUAAACCACAGCAAUGGCAGCUUCAGGGACUUUGGGAGCAGUAAUGGCGAAUAAGUUUAACCUGGCGUCUCCGUCAUCCAUAGUUUCAGAGCUUGGUUUCGUCUCUUCACAAUUGAAUGCUUUCAACAUCUCAUAUCCUCGUUCGACUAAAUACGCCACCCACACACCCCUAGUUUCUGCUUUAACAAAAGCAGUUUUAAAGCGUGAUAUGGAAACAGAAGUUUCCAAUACCAGAGGUAGUGGUCUUCGUGGAAAAUUGAACAAGGUUGUGCUAGCUUACAGUGGUGGCUUAGAUUCAUCAGUCAUUGUCCCAUGGCUAAGAGAGAAUUAUGGCUGUGAUGUCGUUUGCUUCACAGCUGAUGUCGGCCAAGGUGAAAAAGAAUUUGAAGGCUUAGAAGAGAAGGCCAAAGCUAGUGGAGCCUCUCAGUUAGUGGUGAAGGAUUUGAAGGAAGAAUUUGUCAGGGAUUACAUAUUCCCUUGCUUGCGUGCUGAUGCAAUUUAUGAGAGGAAGUAUCUCCUUGGGACUGCAAUGGCUCGCCCUCUUAUGGCAAAAACCAUGGUAGAUGUUGCGACAGAAGUUGGAGCAGAUGGUGUGGCUCAUGGUUGUACUGGGAAAGGGAAUGAUCAGGUUCAAUUUGAGCUCUCAUUCUUUGCUCUGAAUUCUAAACUAAGUGUUGUGGCUCCAUGGAGGGAGUGGGACAUCACAGGGAGGGAAGAUGCAAUUGACUAUGCAGAAAAGCAUAAUGUGCCUGUUCCUGUCACCAAAAAAUCCAUAUAUAGCAGAGAUAAAAAUAUUUGGCACCUUAGCCAUGAGGGUGAUAUAUUGGAAGACCUUGGAAACGAGCCGAAAAAGGACAUGUACAUGAUAUCUGUGGAUCCAGAGGAUGCUCCAAAUCAAGCAGAAUAUGUGGAAAUUGAGAUGGAGUCAGGAAUACCUGUUUCAGUCAAUGGGAAGAGGCUAUCACCAGCAUCCUUACUCUCCGAACUCAAUGAGAUCGGCGGAAGGCAUGGCAUUGGCCGGUCCGACAUGAUCGAAAACCGGCUUGUCGGUAUGAAGGCCAGAGGAAUUUAUGAAGCUCCUGGGGGAACCAUCCUGUUCACAGCAGCACGUGAGCUAGAGUGUUUGACACUUGACCGUGAAACAAUCCAAGUGAAAGAUCCAUUAGCCCUGAAAUAUGCGGAGAUGGUGUAUGUGGGAAAGUGGUUUGAUCCUCUUCGAGAAUCCAUGGAUGCCUUCAUGGAGAAGAUCACAGAAACCACAACAGGUUCUGUGACAUUGAAACUGCACAAGGCUCUAUUACUGUGAGUGGUCGUAAAAGCCCUAAUAGCUUGUACAGGCAAGAUAUUUCAUCUUUUGAGAAUGACCCAAUAUAUGAUCAAGCCGAUGCUACUGGCUUUAUACAGCUUUAUGGCCUUCCAUCGAGGGUGAGAGCCAUGCUUGA